CCAACAUGGAGUGGGACUCUGAGUCGGUGAAGUCUCAGGACGUCUUCAAGCAGCCGGAGGUCGUUCAGGAGAGACGGGCAUUACCAGGGACACCUCAGAACCUCGGGGUGGUCCGGAUGCACGACUUUGUCUCCAAAACUCACAUGAUCUCUGUGAAGGAGCAGCUCUCUGCUCAGCUGAAGGAGGCCGAGGCGGAGCUGUCCUCUCUGUCUGCAGAGCUGAACACAACCAGAGACCAGAGGAGAGCGCUGGAGGGAGAGCUGGAGAGCCAGAAGGAGAAAACGAGCCAGAGCGCCUUCACCCUGAACGACAUGCAUAUGGGCAAACAGCAGCUGGAGCGCUCGGUGAAGGAGCUGAAGGACAAACUGGGAAGUGCACACGGGCAGAGCAAGGAGGCAAGGAGAGAAAUCACAGCGCUGAAGGAGACUCUGCGGGAGCGAGAGGAACAGCUAUCUGGUGCUGAAGCAGCGCUGGGUGAGGAGAGGGAGACAGGAAGUGAAGAGAAGCUAGCAGCCAAGGAGAGGGACUUGUCCGACCUGAGGAGGGAAUUAAAGGAGACGAGGAGCUCUCAGGAGAAGGCGCUGUCGGAGGAUUACGAGUUGAAGAUGGAGAACAGAAGGUUGAAGGAAGAGAGUGAGCAUGCUCAGGGGGAAAGUGAAGAACUGACCAAGCAGCAGAAGGAAAGCCAGGCGGCUCUGAGCAGGACGCUACGGGAGAAGGACACUCGCAUCGAGGCUCUGAAGCUGGAGAAAGGUCAGCUGGAGGGAGAGCUGGGGCAGGCGGAGAGGACGUUAGCCCAGCAGACGAAACAAUACCAGCAGACCAUCGAGGAUCUGAGCAGGGCCCGCUCCAUGGACGCCUCGGCUCUACAGGUGGAGCACGAGAGAGCCGUCAAGCUGAACCAGGACAAGGACCUGGAGAUCGCUCAGCUCAGGAGAGACGCCGAGCAGCAGGCGUCCGACCGCCGAGACGCCAACGAGAUGCUCUCCAUCACUGUCGCCGGGCAGAAGCAGCUGACGGACCUGCUGCAGGAGAAGGACGUCUUCAUGGACACGUUGAAACAGAACGCGUCAGAUCUGCAGAAGGAGAUGCAGAACAGCAUUUCGGCGGUGAAGAAGGAGGCGGGGGCUCUGAAAGUGGCGCUGGAGGAGAAGGAGAAACACCUGGGAGGCAUGAAGGAGGAGAACAGCCAUUUGAAAGAGGAGAUCGACCGAAUCAGGGAUCAGCAGAGCAGACCUCCACCUCUGACCGAGCCGCGGACUUUAGACAUCAUCACGGAGCUGGAGGCGGAGAUCGCGCAGCUCAAGGUGUCCAGGGACACACUGGAAGAGGAGCUGCACACUCUGAGGAGGUGCACGGAGGAGCUGCAGGCCUCCAUGCUCCUGUCUCAGCAGUCCUCACAGGCUCAGCAGACGGAGCUGGAGCGGGCUCACGCUCGCCAUCAGCAGACGACACUCAACUACGACCGGCUGAUCCGCGCCAGAGACCAGGAGGUGUCCCGCCUCCAGGACCAGCUCAGCGAGAGUGGAGUGCACUCCCCCGUCGUGCAGGGAGACGUCAUCCUGCAGGAGGAGAAGAGCCAGACUCUGAAUCAGGACAACGACAACGAGAAACACGACCUGUCCAAGGUGGAAAUCGACAAGCUGGUGAGAGGCAUCAAGGAGAAGGAGACGGAGAUCACCCAGCUGAACGAGAAGAACAUCUCGCUGACCCGACAGCUGGAUCAGCUGGUGGUGUCCCGGGAGGAGGCAGGAAAACUGUCUCAGAUGGUCCUGCAGAAGGACCUGGAGAUCCAGGCGCUGCAUGCUCGGGUCUCCAUGGCAACAGGGGGCGGCCACAGCCAGGACGUCAUGUACCUCCAGCAGCAGCUGCAGGCGUACGCCGUGGAGAGGGAGCAGGUGAUCGCCGUGCUCAACGAGAAGGCCAGGGAGAACAGCCAGCUGCGCUCCGACUACCACCGCCUCAUGGACAUCAUCCAGGGGAAGGAGGCGGCGCUGCUGAAGCUGCAGCAGGAGAACCAGCGCCUCUCCACCAUGAGCGACCCCUCGGGGAGCCAGGAGAUGUUCAAGGAGACCAUCCAGAACCUGUCGCGCAUCAUCCGAGAGAAAGACAUCGAGAUCGACGCGCUCACGCAGAAGUGCCAGACGCUGGUGACGGUGCUCCAGGCGUCGGGAGGGGAGAGCGGCGGGGGCUCCGGGGGCGUGAGCAGCAACCAGUUCGAGGAGCUGCUGCAGGAGCGAGACACGCUGAAGCAACAGGUGAAGAAGAUGGAGGAGUGGAAGCAGCAGGUGAUCACCACGGUGAAGAACAUGCAGCACGAGUCUGCGCAGCUGCAGGACGAGCUGAUGAAGCUGCAGGGACAAGUCUCUGCCGACAGCGACUGCUCCUCCAAGCUGUCCGUGGAUUACGCCGGGCUGAUCCAGAGCUACGAGCACAAGGAGAGGAGGCUCGGGAGUCUGAGUCAGGAGCUGGCUCAGGUGCAGCAGAGCAUCUCGCAGCUCAGCACCACGAAAGACGUGCUGCUGGGGAAACUGGACUGCGUCGCCCCGACUCCAGAAGGCGUAGCUGAUGCUCCGAGCCAGCACCCCCCCCCGACAUCAAGCGGUGAGAAACCGCGGGAAGAAAUCACCAGAUUGCGAAGUCAGUUAGCCGAGAAGGAACACAUGAUCAGGACUCUUCAGGAGAACAACCACCGGCUGUCCAACUCGGCGUCGGACACGGACAGCGAGCAGAGGAAUCAGCUGGAGGAGGUGCGGCUGGUCAAAGAGAGGCUGGAGGCCCUGCAGAGGUCCGUCAGGGAGAAAGACCUGCUCAUCAAAAGCAAAGGAGACCAGCUGGGCCACGUGAGUGAGGCGCUGCGCAACCGCGACAACGAUAACGAGGUGCUGAAGCAGGCCGUGACCAACCUGAAGGAGCGCGCUCUGAUCCUGGAGCUGGACGGGAGGCAGCUGAAGGAGGAGAACGAGCUGGUGGCGUCGCGCUCUCGAGAGAAGGAGUCCGAGUUCAGAGCGCUGCAGGAAACCAACAUGCAGUUCUCACUGCUGCUCAGAGAGAAGGAGUUUGAGCUGACGGCAGUGAGCGAGAAGAGUGCGACCGUGGAGAGGAUGCUCAAGGACAAAGAACAGGUGAGACUUCCCACUUUCUUUCUCUUUCAUUUAA
This is a messenger RNA of Notothenia coriiceps (black rockcod), 3159 nucleotides long. RefSeq names its product thyroid receptor-interacting protein 11. The record is from RefSeq and is a predicted model, not a curated record. Gene Ontology annotation, molecular function: small GTPase binding. Lineage: Eukaryota; Metazoa; Chordata; Actinopteri; Perciformes; Nototheniidae. Gene Ontology annotation, biological process: endoplasmic reticulum to Golgi vesicle-mediated transport; Golgi organization. The transcript has 2 exons. Gene Ontology annotation, cellular component: Golgi apparatus. The annotation marks the transcript as partial.